Messenger RNA from Tuber aestivum (summer truffle), 2617 nucleotides. NCBI's taxonomy places the organism in Eukaryota, Fungi, Ascomycota, Pezizomycetes, Pezizales, Tuberaceae. The record is from the annotation of a GenBank genome assembly.
GCCAAAAUUUUUAGGAUUUCAUCCGCCGCAGUGGUGCGUACAUAGGGUACUACGGUAGACCGCGAAGGGGGGGGAGGGAUAGCGAUACGGUACGAGUACUUGCGGCGAAGGGUUACCGGUAUGUUGCCCUUGGCGGUUUGGCGGCCUUUCUCUCCUCCUUUAAGUUUAUUAAUCCAGUUGAGUGAGGCUCAUAUGAUUCUUCCCUUUCUCUCCCAUUCUUUCUUUCGGUCAGUCUAUCUACACUCCAAAUUAUAUCCGCAAACAGCAGAAGAACUCGCGCUCCCCCCUGUCCACCCAACUAUACCAAGGUGUAAAGAAUAUUCACAUCCUUUCAUCAUUUACAUUUUGGGAACGGAUCUUCUUAAGUUCUAUCACGGGACGGGGUUCGGCGGAACACGGUAGAACCGUAUUGGAGUACCGGUACUUGAGUGCUAUCCAAGAGCAGGGGGGUAAAGAGCGUUCAGAUUCCAUACGAAGCCGAAACCCUUGCCAUCCAGCUGGAUGAGUCCUUCCAUACGAGAACUUGGGGGCUAUGAUACCAUAGGAUUCUCAUGGACUCAGCAAGCCAAACUAUCCGGUUGAGUGAGAUCCGGGACAGCGGCGUGUGACUGCAUGAUACAUACGGUCCUUUUACGGGCCAUUGCCCUACCCUACAGUAUUCGCACCCUACGUCCUGCAGGGAGGGAGGGAGGGGAAGGGAGGUAAAAUAAAAGUUGGGACCAUGAGAGGUGUGGGUGUGGUGGUGUGGGGUUGGUUACACGGCCGGAUCGGGAAGUUUCUUCUGCCUUUCCUAGAGUUGAUUCAAGAUGAGGUUUUUAAUUUUCGGGGUACGGUACUUGGGUCAUUGGUACUCGUGCACCGGACUCAAGUGAGUGGGUACCGGCGCUGUAAUGCACCGAUGGUAGGGAGGACGGGUGGAUAGAGCAGGAGACGUCGAACGAUGCACAAAAUAUUUGGUAAGGCUGUUUGCUGUACAGUACCCCUCCUGUUCGUUGCCUACUCUACUGCUGGUACGUUAUGGUUUAGUUUGGUACCAUGGAAGUCUAUUUUUGGAAGAUAUAAGAGUUUUGGUAUUAGAAAAAAGAAAGGGUAACUUUAAAAUUCGUGGGGGGGUUUCUUUCUUUUUUUAAGGGAAAAAAAUAGAAUAAAGACUAGAGUAAAAAAACGAUGAUAUUCUCUGGGGGAGAGUGGAAGCGGAAUUGGGAUUCAGUGGACACAGAGACAAAAUGGAAGAGGGUUGGUGUUUAGUAAUUGAAAGGUUCGUGAAGUGUAGCAGCCUUGAUCAUGCUGCAGAACUCAGCUGUGGGUGAAGGGGAUGACCAAGUUGGUGAUUAAGUGAGUGACACGAGAGGAGAUGAGAGAGUAUAGGUCGGGGGGGGGGGAUCGAACGAUAGUCCACUUACAGCUUCAGCUCCGGCACCCUCCAAGGCCAAUGUAUACAACAAUCUACAACUACUAUACAGCUCCCCUAAGAGAGUAUAAAACCCCCCCUCUACCUCCCUUCCCCAUCUUCAAUUCCUCACCAGCACCGGCCCAGGAAAGCACACACAAGCCAAGUCGCGAAUCCUUCACUUGCCUCUUUUCAUAAACCCACCAAAGAAGCCUAUCACAGCUUCUUCAACCCAAAUCACAAAAAAUGCAGCUCACAACCUACAUCCUCGCAUCCUUCACCCUCCUCUCUACCGCAUUGGCAAACCCCGUUGGCAAUUUGGUUGAGCGCGAGAUCCUGUACUGUGGUUCUCAGCCAUACCACCCUGAAGACGUACCCCCUCCCUCCCUCCCUCUCCCCGAUCGUGCUUUGCACGGGCUGGCCACUAAAACUGAAGGAAUGCACACAUUAGUACACCUGCUACCCCGGCAAUAAACUCUGCCCGAUCACCGGCGGAGUUAUCUAUCAGCCAUGCGGUGCUGCCUGUUUCGACCCGGCGAAUUAUACUUGCAUUAAUGGGGAACUUAGGCCCGUUGGGACCUGCAAUGGACAGGUUUAUGAUAAGAACUCUGUAUUAUCCACCUUCCUCCCUCGCCAAUGUGAGACCGUUGCUGAUAGGGAAUACGACAGUACGUCUGCGUGGAAAACCACCUUUGCCCAAAGACUCACCCGAACCUUUGCGGCGAGGCUUGCUACAGCCUUAGCCAGUACCAUUGCGUGAACGGACAAUUGGUUCAGAAUUAGGCGCUCUUCCUGGGAGAGCCGAGGGGAGGGGGAGUGAGAGAAAGGGGAGGGGGAAUGUAAGAGGAAUAGUGGUGGGUACACUAAUCGGAUCUAAGUAAUCUUAAGAUCGGGCAAUUCAUGACUAGUGUUUCUUAUGUUGACAAUUGCGGAUGGAUGGAUGGUGGUAUGUGCUUUCCGGAGAGCGGUGGGUUAGGGGUUUACGGCUUUCGUUGGAAACAUUAAUUGUAUUGGGCACGUUUUCUUACUUACCUUCUUGGCUUUUUCUGGGAGAGUGGGGGAACGGCCAGUAUCAAUCAGUAACGAUUCACAAAUUUUUGGGGGUGGGAGAGUCAAUGAAUGGACCGAUGAUUUAUAUGUAAUGAGCCUUUCCAGUACCGAGACCUCAAGGUGGAAGAAUAAAUAAUUGGCAAUAAAUCAUUCAGAUAAUAUUCGAUUUCCACUAUG